UAUCCAAAUUUGCACCGCAUGGUACUUCAUCACAACUUAUGUGUUACACACCAUAGCUACCUUGUCGAACAUGUAUUUUCACAAGGCUGGCACCUUCUAUGCUUUACUCGAAACCUCUUGUCUCCUUCGUCAACCCGUGCAUUCCUCUGUCUUGGUUCAUAG
Molecule: messenger RNA, 162 nt
Organism: Suillus bovinus
Lineage: Eukaryota; Fungi; Basidiomycota; Agaricomycetes; Boletales; Suillaceae
Exons: 2
Source: RefSeq, a predicted model, not a curated record